This is a messenger RNA of Chenopodium quinoa (quinoa), 1437 nucleotides long. Its product is annotated as two-component response regulator ORR9-like. Gene Ontology annotation, biological process: phosphorelay signal transduction system; cytokinin-activated signaling pathway. The transcript is spliced from 5 exons. The coding region runs from base 127 to 939 and encodes 270 amino acids. The record is from RefSeq and is a predicted model, not a curated record. Lineage: Eukaryota; Viridiplantae; Streptophyta; Magnoliopsida; Caryophyllales; Amaranthaceae.
UUUACAAUUCUCAUUCUUCAUUACAACAUUAUAUAUUUUGGAUCUCUAUAUUAUUUCAAUAUUUCUCUACCUACAAAUAUUUUUAUAUUGUUCUUUCUUUCCAAUUUUUAUCACUCCGGAAGAAAAAUGGAAGCACAAACCCAAAUUAUAAUUCCGAAAAAUGAAGAAAAUAAUCAUAUUAGAGAUGAGCAUUUUCAUGUAUUAGCCGUUGAUGAUAGUAUCAUCGAACGUAAAAUGUUAGAAAAGCUCCUUACCAUCUCUUCCUACCAUGUGACUUGCGUUGAAUCUGGGGAUAAGGCUUUGGAGUAUUUGGGCCUAGUGAAUUGUCAUAGCCCAGUUAUUGAUGAUGAUGGUCAUGUUCAUGAUGAUGAUCAUCAUGAUCAUGUUGAUGAUCAUCAUGAUGAUGGUAAUGAUGAUGAUGAUGUUGAAGUUUCCAUGAUUUGUCCUUCUCUUCCAUUACCUGAUAAUGUUCAUCACCACCACCAUCAACAGGGACAAGGAACAAGAGUGAACUUGAUAAUGACAGACUAUUCCAUGCCGGGAAUAACUGGUUAUGAUCUACUAAAAAGAGUCAAGGAAUCCUCCUGGAAAGAUGUACCAGUGGUUGUGAUGUCUUCUGAGAAUGUUCCUUCAAGAAUUCACAUGUGUCUAGAAGAAGGAGCAGAGGAAUUCUUGCUAAAACCAGUAAGAUUAUCGGAUUUGAAGAAGUUGCAACCUCGUGUCUUCAAAGCUACACCAAGUACAAGUUCUGAAAGUGAAGAAAAUAAUAAAAAGAGCAACUUUUUAGCAGCAAAUGACAAUAAAAUUUCCAAGGAAGAAAUUAUAAAAAUUAUUGCUGAUCAUCGUGAAGAUUACACCAGCAAUUCCAAUGAAGAUGAAACCAAUAAAAUUAGCUAUGAAAUAGAGAAAUUUGUUGAAAUAUCCAAGAUGAACUUGUAAUGUGAAUAAAUCCAUCUUAAUUUAGGCAGAGUUUAUGAAGUUAAAGAAAUGUUGCACCCUAUUAGCCAGUUUGAUAGAAGAACCAAACGAAAACUUUAUUUUUAUACUAGUAGACGAUUUCAAAUCUUCUUACCCUCUUUUUUGAUAAGCAAUCUUAUACUUGACGAUAUGAAUUGAAUAGCGAGAUCAGUUACAGACUUACAGUAGCAUGAGUAUGGCUUAGGAGGUUUCAUUGGCUAGAUUUCCUUAAAGUCGAGUCAUAAAUCCCUUUGGUACAAGUGCACAAAUUAAAGUUAGAUGAUUUUUUUUUCCCUCAAAUCAAAUAUAUGCUUGUAUGAGCCUUGGACCUCAAGAAAUUGUCUUUUUGUUGUAGCUUGUUAAGUAGUUUGGAGUGUUAGAAUCACGCUGAUAAGAAUUCAAGCAAUGUGGUGUAUGUUUCUAAGAAAUUCUGAUUUACAUGUAUUGAUGGAUCUUUAGUAAUGGUACAUUUUAUAGAAA